GGGCGUGGCUUCACAGACAAAACACUCAAGCUUGCGCUCACUGCGCUUCGGUUUGAUUGACAGCUCAGAGUGACUGUAACUCAGCGAAGGAACCGGCGAAGAUGUCAAGUCCAAAAAGAGUUUGCAUCGUCGGCUCUGGGAACUGGGGUUCUGCUAUUGCUAAGAUAGUUGGCACAAAUGCAAGGAAUAAUUCAAAGUUUGACUCCACGGUUAACAUGUGGGUGUUUGAAGAGACGGUGAACGGACGUAAACUCACAGAGAUCAUAAAUACAGACCACGAGAACGUCAAGUAUUUGCCUGGACACAAGCUUCCGGAGAAUGUUGUGGCGGUGCCAGAUCUGCUCGACGCUGCCAAGAGCGCUGAUAUUCUGCUCUUUGUGAUUCCACAUCAGUUCAUCGGCCGCGUCUGUGACACCAUGAAGGGCAAAAUCAAACCAGACGCGCUGGGAAUGUCACUCAUCAAGGGGGUGGAUGAAGGCCCAGACGGACUGAAGCUGAUCUCAGAGGUUAUUCGUGACAAGCUGGGCAUCAAGAUGAGCGUGUUGAUGGGAGCAAAUAUCGCCAAUGAAGUGGCAGAUGAUAAAUUCUGUGAAACCACAAUUGGCUGCAGGGAUCAAGCUCAAGGGGCAUUGCUUAAGGAACUCAUGCAGACGCAUCACUUCCGGGUCACGGUCGUGCAGGAAACAGAUGUGGUUGAGAUCUGUGGUGCUCUGAAGAACAUAGUGGCAGUAGGAGCAGGUUUCUGUGACGGCUUGGGUUUUGGGGGCAACACGAAGGCUGCGGUGAUCAGACUGGGUCUCAUGGAGAUGAUCAGCUUUGCUCGGUUGUUCUGCACCACCGGCUCGGUCUCUUCUGCAACUUUCCUGGAGAGCUGUGGCGUCGCUGAUCUCAUUACUACUUGCUACGGAGGACGAAACCGGAAAGUUGCAGAGGCUUUUGCCAAGACCAGGAAGUCUCUUGAAGAGCUUGAAAAGGAAAUGUUGAACGGUCAGAAGCUACAGGGUCCAGCCACGGCCGUUGAAGUUCACACCAUCCUUAAAAACAAAGGUGUGCUGGACAGAUUUCCUCUAUUUAAUGCUGUGCACGGGAUCUGUUACGAGGGUCGACCUGUUACUGAGUUCAUCGACUGCCUGCAGAAUCAUCCAGAACAUCAGUGAAAGAAGAACAGAGCUGCAAUACUGAGUAUGUGUGAGUGUUUGUGUGCUGUAUGUAUGUAUGUGUGCCCUGCUGAACAGAAUAGCAUUGCUCUUGUUAUAAAUACCUCCUAACUAGAUAAUACUUUCUUAACCAACAGCAUGUCAGUCUCGGUCUGUUCAGCAGGGAGUGAGUGUGGGUCACAUUAAGAGUGACCAAAAUCACACACGGCCGCUCUCUCAGGUUUUGUCAUAGCUGCUGCUCAUUUUUAAUGAAUCCGUCCCGCAGCUGUGUACUUUCAGCCACUUUAUUCUGCAGAAAAGCCUCAAAUGUCAGACUGAGCGCUCCUCUUUAAGUGCCACUAAAGCUGUUACCAUCCAUUCAGAGUGAAGCGGUUCUGAGUCGCACUGAAAUGAAUGUUCUUAAUAUGUAAUGUGAAAUAAAUAACUGUAUCUGUGAGCUCUAGCUGUCUAGACAUGGUUUUGUGAAAUAAAUAGAAUUUUUUGGGGUUGUA
Messenger RNA from Carassius carassius (crucian carp), 1648 nucleotides. RefSeq names its product glycerol-3-phosphate dehydrogenase 1a (gene gpd1a). Gene Ontology annotation, biological process: glycerol-3-phosphate catabolic process; carbohydrate metabolic process. The record is from RefSeq and is a predicted model, not a curated record. Lineage: Eukaryota; Metazoa; Chordata; Actinopteri; Cypriniformes; Cyprinidae. The transcript is spliced from 8 exons. Gene Ontology annotation, cellular component: glycerol-3-phosphate dehydrogenase (FAD) complex; cytosol. Bases 102 to 1157 code for a protein of 351 amino acids. Gene Ontology annotation, molecular function: protein homodimerization activity; NAD binding; glycerol-3-phosphate dehydrogenase [NAD(P)+] activity.